This is a messenger RNA of Raphanus sativus (radish), 1087 nucleotides long. RefSeq lists its product as uncharacterized. The transcript has 2 exons. The coding region runs from base 257 to 658 and encodes 133 amino acids. The record is from RefSeq and is a predicted model, not a curated record. NCBI's taxonomy places the organism in Eukaryota, Viridiplantae, Streptophyta, Magnoliopsida, Brassicales, Brassicaceae.
ACCAAUGAUUAAAGGAUUAAAAAAAUAUUAAAUGGGGCGAGAUUGGUAAGGAUUGGUCCGCCACUAAGGAUUUUAAGGAGUAAAUCCUUAAGUGCGUGGCGCGCUCUGGUUGGUGAGACUGAACAAGUGGUUUGCCAUGUUAAAAAAAUUCGAUGUCAUUUGUUUCGUUGGAGAAAAAAAAAAACUGGUCUCGACUCGAAGGCGAAACCAAGGCGACUCAAAGACGAUUUCGCGAUUGUGAAAACCCGAGGUUAACAUGGGACAGGAUUACAGUUACAGUCAGCCUUCUUCAUCAGAGUACGACAUCACCUCUCUUCUUGAAGAAGAAGCUGCACUCUACGCUGAUGAAGCAGCUGCACUCUACGCUGAUGAAGCUGAGAGUAGCUACAUGAUCGGAGAGCCGGCUGAGUACCCACCUCGAGCUGAGCCUGUUACACAACUCAGCAGAAACAACUCAACAGACCUUAUGGCUAUGGAGGAGAUGAGUGAUGACUUGCAGACACAACUCAGCCAGCUUAAGGAUCAAGGUAUUAAGAGUGAGCAGAAGCUGGUGAAGCUAGAGAAGACAGUGGUGGUUUGUCUCCUGGUUUGUGUAUUACUGUUAAUGGGUUUGGUGUUCAUCUAUCUGCGUGGUGAGUUUCUGUCCUCUUCCUUUUGAUUGUUGUGUCUGCAUUUUUUAAAAGCGUUUAACUGUUUUAUCUUGUGUGUUUGCAGGAAGAGCUUCAAAGGGUACGUACAAGCUGAAGUCUUACGCGGCAAUCUGAAGUCCCGACUGUUUGUAAUAAAAGGUACUCUUCGAAGUCUCUACAAUAUACUAGUUGUAGUUUUAAACAAUGAGAUCACUGAAUCAAUUUGUAUAGGAUUUGAUUCUAGUUGUAGUUUUUAAAUGUUGAGAUUUGAUUGGUGUUAAAUGAUACUGAAAUGCUUUAAAUGUUAGUUUUAAAGCAAUAUAGUUAUAUAUCACUUCCGUCUUGCUUAGUUAAUUAUCAGUACUAGUCUGAUUUAUUGUAGUUGUAGUUUUAAAAGCUUUAGUUAAUUAUCUGUACUAGUCUUAUUACCUUCCUACCUGCCAAGAUUUAUUGUGUUA